AUGGCGACUACGGCGACCAUUCCUCCCGACCCUGAAGUCGAGGAAGAAUACGCGUCUUCCGAAGACUCUGAUUUUGCGCCAGAAGAUGCCGGAGCCCGUGAAUCUUCACCUGACGAUUCCGACGACGAGGAUGUGCCGCCAGAUGCCACAUCUGCGACUGCACCCAAGCGCAAGCGCAUCGCCAACAACGAAGAACCACAAAAUGUCGGUUUCGAAAAUUCUGGAGACGAGGCCAUCAUAGAGAAAGCCAAGACAAAGCGACAGAAGAAGGCCAGGAAAGCGAACCAGGAUGGGGACGACGGCGGCGACGGCGGCUUGAUCAAGACACGCAGUCAACGAGCGCAAGAGAAAGCUGAGCGGAAGGCAAUUGCCGUCUCUGGCCCCGUCACCGUCGACAUCGAUGCGCUAUGGGCCCAGAUGAAUAACCCAAACCCUGCUGUUCAAGCAAGCCACCAGGCGGAUGUUGCCACCAAGGUUGAGGCCGUUGCAGCCGCAGUGGUCAAUGCUGGUGAUACGGACAAGACAACUACCACGGAAAGUACCACUCAGGUUCCACAAACGAUCAAAAUAAAAAGGACAUACAACUUCGCCGGGAAGGUUCACACAGAGGAAAAACUUGUCUCGCGAGAUUCGGCAGAGGCCAAGCUUUACCUCGAGUCUAUCGGAGAAGGCGCAAUACCGGAGGCAGCUCAUGAAGACGGCGAUCAGCCAAGGAGGAGGCCCAAGAAGGCAUUUCGAUCUGCGUUCGAGCCAAUAUCAGACCAGCUCGCGUCUCGCAGAGACCUGAACCUGGGAAUAGCGGCCAGGAUGGAGGCCAGGGAUCUUGCAAAGGAUGCCAACGCCAAGAAGCUCACAACAGUCGAGAAGAGCAGGAUGGACUGGGCUGGCUACGUUGACAAGGAGGGCAUCCAGGAUGAGCUCAAGCUCGCUGGCAAAUCAAAACACUCCUACGCCGAGCGGCAGGGGUUCUUGGCUCGUAGCGAGGCAAGGAGGGAAGACGAUGCAAGAAAAGCUCGUAUGGCUACGCGGGCUUAA
This is a messenger RNA of Pyricularia oryzae 70-15, 1035 nucleotides long. RefSeq names its product SWR1-complex protein 5. NCBI's taxonomy places the organism in Eukaryota, Fungi, Ascomycota, Sordariomycetes, Magnaporthales, Pyriculariaceae. The record is from RefSeq and is a predicted model, not a curated record. The transcript is spliced from 2 exons. The coding region runs from base 1 to 1035 and encodes 344 amino acids.